Messenger RNA from Adineta ricciae, 1311 nucleotides. The record is from the annotation of a GenBank genome assembly. Lineage: Eukaryota; Metazoa; Rotifera; Eurotatoria; Adinetida; Adinetidae.
AUGGUGAGAUCGUGCAUUGCUUGCUCUAAUAAGGAAGGAUCAUCGCUCAAGCGGCUCAAUCGUCCAGAUAUAAAGAAAUAUUCGAAUAUUGUUGUAUGUAGUUCUCAUUUCUUACCAUCAUCUUUUAUUGCUAAAUCGAAGAACAAAAUUAACGAAUGUAGUCGAAUACGAUUAAAAUCAUCUGCUACACCUGUUGAAAUUCUAGCAUUGACUGCCGAUACGGGAACGAUGAGAUCAAAUUCAACGAGUACUCAAACUGAUAUUGAUAUGGUUUCUUUAAUUGCUAUGUUUACGGUUNACGAUUUCUUACCAUCAUCUUUUAUUGAUAAAUCGAAGAAAAACAUUAACGAAUGUAGUCGAAUACGAUUAAAAUCAUCUGCUACACCUGUUGAAAUUCUACCAUUGACUACCCACACGGGAACGAUAACAUCAAAUUCAACGAGUACUCAAACUGAUAUUGAUAUGGUUUCUUUAACUGCUAUGUUUAGUAAAUUAUCACUACUUGAGCAAAAGGUUUUCAACACAGUAAUAUGUAUCGAACGUUUUGAAAAUAAUGAUUAUUAUAUUAAUUAUUAUACUGGUUUCAAGUCUUAUAAAAUAUUUGAAAUGGUUUUCGAAUUAUUGAAGAGUUACUAUGAUGAUCAUUUUGUAAUGUAUUCUACUCGAGUAGAAUGUGGUUUACAAAAUAACAAGUUAUCGGAUACCUGCAAAUUAUCUAAGAUAAAUCAAUUUUUUUUGUUUAUGAUACGAUUACGAAGAGGAACUGACCUACAGGAACUGGGAAUUUUUUUCAAUAUUUCUCAUUCUACUGCUAGUAGAAUAAUUAUAUCAUGGACUCGAUUUGUUUAUUCAGUUUUUUCGUCAAUACGCAUUUGGCAAUCUCGAGAAAAAGUUCAGAAAAAUCUACCAUUUGAAAUGAAGAAAAAUUACCCAUCAGUACGAGUUAUCAUCGAUUGUACAGAAUUCGAAAUUGAACAACCAAAGAAUCCUCAAGCACAACAAAAUACUUGGUCAAAUUACAAAAAUACCAACACAGCUAAAGGGCUUAUCGGUAUGUCACCAAACGGUGUAGUAUCAUACAUUUCUUCUUUAUAUGGUGGUGCUACAAGCGAUCGUGCUCUUUUGAACAUGGAAGGACCUGGAAGUUUGAUUGAACUUCUCGAAAACGGUGAUCAAGUUAUGUCAGAUCGCGGCUUCUCAUUUGAUCGUAAAUUUUCUCAUCUGAAGUUAGUACAUCCUCCAUUUCUUGAACGACAACCCCAACUCUCAUUCGAUANAUUUAGUACAAUUUUGCUGUCGGGUGGCUUAUAA